UUUACAGGAGAUUAGUCAGGGUAAGAUUUUCUUCAAAUGUGUAGGGACCAUUGACUGCAAUCGUUGCACUUUGUGGCCUUGGAAUGAAGCAGACGAAUACUCGUUGAAUUGGAUAUGGACAGUAUUCAGGGGCAGUGUAACGACGCUGUGAGAUGGACGGACUUUACAACGCUGACAGAGCUUUACAAGCCUGCCACCGAAGCAGGGAAGCGUCUCCCGAUGUAUGAGCUUGCUGACCUUCAUUUCAGCUGCCAAGUUGCCAGAGAGCUUGCAGAACUUGAACCGCAGGCUCAGAGCGCCGCGGCUUGGAACUUUGAGUGGAGUAAGGGCCAUUUUCGUCUGGAUAAUGCGCUGCUUGGUAAGGGAUACUGCGCGGGUGUAGGGAGGAUUUUUAGUAAAGCGUCGCUUGUUGAGGUGAAUGGCGCUACUCUGAAGAAUGUAACUUAACCCUAGCGCGGGAGCUCAUGGCGGGGUUGUACUUCCGGCAGCUACUCGCAGGGCGGGACUUCGCUGUCAACGCGGGGAAUAUUAUCGAGAGGCAGAUUUUUAGCAGUGCGAAGCAGAUGCAGAAUUAUGUUUACUUGGUAGGGGAUACGAAAACGCGUGAGGCGGUCGUAGUGGAUGCGGCCUGGGAUGUGAAAGGAAUCCGAAGAUUAGCUGCCGCGGACAAUAUGCGGCUGGUUGGAGCUGUGUUGACUCACUAUCAUUUUGAUCACACUGGUGGCACGCCACCACCGCCGUUCGACCAGCUUGGAAUCAAAGUGCCCGGAAUUAGAGAACUCGCGGUCGAGGAUAAGCUUCCCGUGCAUGUGAACAGGAACGACGCAAACACAGUGGUGAAUUCGAACGGCGUUCCUUCUGCAAAUUUGAACCUUCUUGACGACGCCGAUGUGGUGUCUGUUGGCGGUGUGAAGCUGAAGUUUAUUCACACUCCGGGUCAUACACCAGGUAGCCAAUGCAUCUAUAUUGAGCGCCCGCAGCAGGACAUCUUGAUUUCAGGUGACACCCUUUUCAUUGGGAGUUGCGGGCGUCUGGAUUUUCCUGAUUGUGAUGUAAAAGCCAUGUACAAUAGUUUGCAAAAGCUUGCUACUCUACCGGCCACCACUAAAGUUUACCCUGGUCACGAUUAUGGAGGCCCACACACCACCAUAGCUCAGGAACGAGAGCAAGGCUUUCUCAAGCCUAUGGCAGAGAGGCAGUGGUUACGUAUGCAUGGCUAAUAAAUACGCUCUCUACAUCUUGUUUUCUGACAGGCAAUUUUAUGUAGUGUAGUGAGUUUUCUAGGGACUUUGACAUGGUGUUCAGCUGCAAUCUGUUGAAGUUGGGAUUCAAUGUCUAGAAUUCAAGUGAAAAGGUAUACAAUGCUUUAGCCCUUUAACAUAGGGCAGGAUACUGCUUCUGAAGCGUUUUUGUCAUGAAAACCUAGAGUAUGUAAUUUAGUAUGAAUAUUUUGACUAAGUUAUCAAGAUUGUUGAUACGA
Messenger RNA from Physcomitrium patens, 1480 nucleotides. RefSeq lists its product as uncharacterized. The record is from RefSeq and is a predicted model, not a curated record. Lineage: Eukaryota; Viridiplantae; Streptophyta; Bryopsida; Funariales; Funariaceae.